Molecule: messenger RNA, 1596 nt
Organism: Equus quagga
Lineage: Eukaryota; Metazoa; Chordata; Mammalia; Perissodactyla; Equidae
Gene: NXPH4
Product: neurexophilin 4
Exons: 2
Coding region: 14-934 (306 amino acids)
Molecular function (GO): signaling receptor binding
Source: RefSeq, a predicted model, not a curated record
GCGCCCCGCGGAGAUGCGGCUGCUCCCGGAAUGGCUUCUCCUGCUCUUUGGCCCGUGGCUCCUGAGGAAGGCCGUCAGUGCCCAGAUCCCAGAGUCCGGGAGACCGCAGUACCUGGAGCUGCGCCCCGCCGCGGCCGGAGGGGGCGCCCCGGGCCACCAGCUCCGCGCGCCCAGGUCUUCCGACGGCCUGGGCACCGCGGGCGCCUGGAGCUGGGCCUGGCCGGCUAACCACACCGGGGCCCUGGCCCAGGCGGGGGUGGCGAGGGCGCUGCCAGCGCAGCGCACCAAGAGAAAGCCGUCCAUCAAAGCGGCCCGCGCCAAAAAGAUCUUCGGCUGGGGGGACUUCUACUUCCGGGUGCAUACCCUCAAGUUCUCGCUGCUAGUGACCGGCAAGAUCGUGGACCAUGUGAACGGUACCUUCAGCGUGUACUUCCGUCACAACUCGUCCAGUCUGGGCAACCUCAGCGUCAGUAUCGUGCCGCCCUCCAAGCGCGUAGAGUUUGGGGGCGUCUGGCUGCCGGGGCCCGUCCCCCACCCUCUGCAGUCUACGCUAGCCCUAGAGGGGGUGCUCCCUGGGCUUAGGCCCCCGCUGGGGAUAGCAGCCACGGGGCCGGGAUUAGGGGGUCCCCUCGGGGGCGCGCUGGCGGGCCCCCUUGGGGGCGCGCUGGGAGUGCCCGGGGCCAAAGAGUCCCGCGCUUUCAAUUGCCAUGUGGAGUAUGAGAAGACGAACCGCGCGCGCAAGCACCGCCCGUGCCUGUACGACCCGUCGCAGGUGUGCUUCACCGAGCACACGCAGAGCCAGGCUGCCUGGCUGUGUGCCAAGCCCUUCAAAGUCAUCUGCAUCUUCGUCUCCUUCCUCAGCUUUGACUACAAACUGGUGCAGAAGGUGUGCCCAGACUACAACUUCCAGAGCGAGCACCCUUACUUUGGAUAGCGCGCCCCGCCCUCGCCUGGUCCUGAGCUUCCCGCCCAAUCCCGGCCUCCCUGAGUGGGACCCCUCCCCGUGCUCCGCAGCUCCUGAGGCCGCGUCCACCCCUUCCACUCUGGGGUAGGAGGGGAACAGCCCUCCCGGGGACCAUCAGCCGAGGUGGGUCCCCUUUUCCUUAUGGGGAGUGCCCGUGAAGCUGGGGGUAGCCCCCUCCCGCUACACCCCGAAGUGGAGGGGUAAGAGCACCGCCCCAGAGUAGGCGGGGCUUGGAGGCGGUCCCAGCGCCCCCUACGUCCGCAUUGGGUCCCCAUUAUGCUCCUGGCGCUGGGCUGGACGCUGUUCCGCCCGCAGCUUUGAUAACGCCUGGCCUGGCACCCUCGUCCCACCCUGACUUUCUUACCCUCAGGCGUUCGUCCUCCCGCUCCGCUCUGUCCCUGUGUAGACUGUAAAGGCCUAUAAACCCGGCCUAUCCCUCUCCCCUUCCGCCUGCCGUAUGCCUGUCCCCCUUUCCCCGUUAGGGUAGGGGAAGCAGAACUCCUGGGCGUAGGCGAUCGACUCUGGCCCCUGCCCUCUGCCGCCUCCCUCCCGUCUCUGCAGUCCUGCUCCACCUGCCCCUUUUCGGCUGCUUCCUCUGGUGAUAUUUUUUCUAUGCCAAAACAGACGGGGAA